Aspergillus saccharolyticus JOP 1030-1 is the source of this 1389-nucleotide messenger RNA. RefSeq names its product putative MFS transporter. The record is from RefSeq and is a predicted model, not a curated record. NCBI's taxonomy places the organism in Eukaryota, Fungi, Ascomycota, Eurotiomycetes, Eurotiales, Aspergillaceae. The coding region runs from base 1 to 1389 and encodes 462 amino acids. Gene Ontology annotation, biological process: transmembrane transport. Gene Ontology annotation, molecular function: transmembrane transporter activity. The transcript has 9 exons. Gene Ontology annotation, cellular component: membrane.
AUGCAGAAUAUGGACCCUUUUCAGUCGCAAAGCAAAGGCCACGAAUCCGUCAAGCAGGAACGCUGCGUGGGAGAAGGCCACGAUGAUGAAGACCAUCAGCGAUGGGUACGAAAUCUCUUGUUCAAAAUGGACUGCAGACUCCUCCCAGCUUUAUCCGGCCUUUUCCUCUGCUCUUUUCUCGAUCGAACCAAUGUAGGGAAUGCCAAGAUCCUUGGUUUGGAGGACGACAUCAACAUCACCGGUCAUCAGUAUGAUAUAGGCCUCACGGUAUUUUACAUCAUGUAUAUCUGCAGCGAGCUACCAAGUAACCUGGUCAUCAGAAAGGCCUCGCCUCAGAUCUGGUUACCGUUUCUGACGAUGAUGUGGGGCAUAUUUACGAUGUGCUUAGGCUUUGUGCGUAACUUUGCUGGCUUCGUCGUUGUCCGAGCCCUCUUAGGAAUCGCCGAAGGCGGAUUGCUUCCUGGAAUUGUCUUGUACCUGUCCUUCUUUUACAGACGAAAUGAUUUGGCCCUGCGCAUCGGGAUAUUCUAUACUGCGGCCUCUCUGUCAGGAGCUUUUGGAGGUAAGAGAGCAAUAUCUCUGAGAAGCUCAGAUGGAAGACCUUUGAUCCUCUAUUGGAGAUAUGCAGAUAUAUUCACUAACACGCUGAAGACAUCUUCUGUUGGCGUGCUGAACUAUUUCUUGCUACCAAACAGUCUGGAAACGGCAUAUUUCCUGACUCCAGAAGAGCGACUAUAUGCUCUUGAAAGAGUAAUGCUUGACACCCCUUCGGUCGAGCAUGCAACGCCGGAGGACGAGAGGGAGAAACUCAAAUGGAUUGAAGUGCGACGAGGGCUUCUAGACCCGCGAAUGUGGAUGUCUGCUACAGCCUACUUCUCAAUUUUGUCAGGUCUGUACUCAUUCGGACUGUUUGUAAUGGUUGUGGCUGUCGUAUCGGACAGAUUACAGCUGCGUGGAGUGGUGAUGCUGUUUACAUUACCGAUUGCCAUAGCGGGAUAUGGCGCGAUUGCAAAUAUUCACUCAUCAUCAGCCAAGUAUGCAAUGACUUGUCUUAUGGCGACUGGGCUAUAUAGUUCCGUUCCAUGCAUCUUGGUCUGGAACUCAAACAACUCUGCAGGACAUUACAAGCGCGCCACUACAUCUGCCAUGCAACUCACUAUUGCAAAUUGCGGAGGACUCCUGGCUACUUUCAAUUAUCCCGACCAGGACAAGCCUCAAUAUCACCGAGGGCACACAAUGAUCAUGGGACUCUUGGUAUUCGCAUGGCUGAUGAUUUUGAUUAACGUCUUAUACUGUGCCAAAAUCAACCGUGACAAGGCACAAGGCAAGUAUGCGCAAUACGCGGAAUGUCAUGAUGAUCGAGACCCUGCUUUUAAGAUGAUCUUGUAG